Messenger RNA from Candidula unifasciata, 1044 nucleotides. NCBI's taxonomy places the organism in Eukaryota, Metazoa, Mollusca, Gastropoda, Stylommatophora, Geomitridae. The record is from the annotation of a GenBank genome assembly.
AUGAGUCUCAAACCUAGUGUGAUUUCACUGGACCACAAUGGGAACUGUAUUGAUGCAAAUUCUGAUGAGUGUAAAGACUGUGAGAAGUUUUUUAAAAAUGGCAAAGAUUUUUCACUGACCUCAGAAGUUAGUGAUAGUCUUGUAACUCAAGCGUCAAAUAGUGGUUUUACACUGCAAGGACCAAGUGGUAGUUUUACAAUUAAUGAAUCAAACGAUGUUUUAACUGCCCAGGGGUCAGUGUGGGGAUCUCUUUCAACAAAAGAUGCAACAGAAGCUUCUGGUGGUUUCCACAACCACCUCCAACUGCAGGGUAAAAGAACUCAUGAGGAUUCUCAUUUCGAAUUCAACGCCGAAAGUCUCUUCUUAACCCCAGCCACUCCUGACUUCAACCUCCUUCAGUCGGCCAUUUCUUGUCCCAAGAAUUACUCCACUGAUACCUCAGACUUUGAACAUGGAGCCAGUUUUACUUUCGCGAACCCAGGCUUUGUAAAUAGUGACUUGCUGAUGUACGAUGUUCUUGUUAAUGAUACCACAAGAGUUUGUGACCGACUGGGAAACAGGAUCACAAGUUACCGCAGUGUUUUAUCUCAAGAACAGGAGUGGGCUGCCAAUCAAGAGCUCAGGUGCAAAAAUUGUGGUAAUCCCUGCGAGAACAUUCAUUUAGGAUCACUUUGUGAAUAUUUUUUUUCUGAUUUUACAUCUUUGCCAGAUAAGAAAUGCUGCACGUGCCAAACAAACUACAUGUCUCUAGAUGAUGAUCACCUGUGUUCCUCAAUGUGGAACUGGACAUAUUCUUCUGCGGACAAAUUUAAUGUUGAAAACUUACAGCCUGGCAAUUAUAAUAUUUCUGCAUUAGUUGAUGGUGAAAUGUCACCAUUAACAUCAUCACGUUCAAGUUCCUUGAAUGUACCACUGUCGUCAAAGUCAUCUUUGCAUUCAUCAUUGUUGCCUUCAUUUCCACACCAUGAUAAGAAACAGCAAACACUUCCAGUUGUAUCUUUGUUCAACCACUCUGUGAAUUUUUGGAUCAUGGAGAUUGAUUAG